CCAUUCUUCUAAGUUUGUCAAAAUUCUUUCAAUCCCAAAAGAAAAUAAAGCAUGGACAGACUUGUUAAGCCUGAUUUGGAUGAACUCAAACUCUGUUUCAUCAAAGGCCAAAAAUGUAGUGCAACUUUCAAAUUAACCAAUCUUAUGCACACCAUGUCUGUUGCUGUUGGUCUUUCUACUACCAACCCUUCUCUUUUCUCAUUCUCACAUCCAUUCACUAUUAUUCCUCCUCUCUCAACAGCUUCCUUCACUCUUUUCUUGACUAAUUCUUGUGAUCAACCUCCUGUUUAUACGCCUUUAGACACCGUUGUGGUUAAGUCGUCUAUGCUUCCUACUGGUAAAGCAAGUGAGGAUGAUCUUCGCCGUCUUUUCUCAAGAAGUGGACGACAUAUUUUCAAAGAUGCCAAGAUUCCUAUUUCCCUUGUUGGUCCACAAGUUGUUGAGUUUCUUCUUUCAUCCAAGAAUUUAUUGGAUGUUAGUUUACUUCUCCAAAUAGCCUUGUCUUUAUGUCAUGGCUGUCAGCUUGAUUCAUUGCUUAAGUCUGCUGCCAAGAAUGGGAAUUCCCAUUGUAUUUCAGCUCUGAUUGAGGCUGGUGCUGAUGUUAAUAGAAGAGACUUGGAGGGGGACUCCGUUAUGUCAUUGGCUGUGAAAUAUGGCAAUCUUGAUUGUGUUCAGGUUCUGAUUGAGUUUGGUUAUACUAUUGAUAACUCUGCUGAUAGGUUUCUGCAUUAUGCAGCUGCCACGGACCGCGUGGACUUAAUGGAGAUUCUAUGUUUAGGUUAUGCUGAUAUGGAUUUGAAUUCAAUUGAUUCACAAGGUAGAACUCCCCUUCAUAUAGCAGCGAUUCACGGGCAUGUUGAAGUGAUUCAGUUUCUUGCUUCAGUAGGGAGUGAUACAGAUAUGUUAGAUACUCAAGGAUGGACUCCCUUGCAUUUUGCUGCUCAUCAAGGCCAUGUUGAAGCUGUUGGUGUGUUACUAAAUCAUUCCAAUUUUGCUAAAUAUGUUGUAACGAAACAAGGGAAGACUGCGUAUGAGCUUGCUAUCGAUAAGGGUCAUUCUAAAUUGUAUGAUGUUUUACAAUUAGGAGACACUUUGCAUAGGGCUGCAAGAAAAGGGGAUGUUGCUGAUAUCAAGAAAUGUAUCGCUGAAGGAGCGAAUGUGAAUGGAAAGGAUCAGAAUGGAUGGACUCCUUUGCAUAGAGCAGCAUUUAAGGGUAGAGUUGAAGUGGUAAAGGUAUUGGUAAACAACAGAGCUAAGCUUGAUAUUGUUGAUUAUGUUGGAUACACGCCGCUUCAUCUUGCUAUUGAGGCUGGACAAAAGGAUGUGGCGAUGUAUUUGAUUGCUCAAGGUGCUAAGGCUAAUUUGAAGAGCUUCAAAGCUAAAGAAAUGGUUUCUUGUGAUUUUGGACAUCUACAUACUUGCAACUUUGUAUAGUGAAGAGCAAAGUAGACGUAACUCAAUUGGGAGUGGCCCUUGUAUAUUUUUAGCUACUGCGGAAGUUUUUGUAGAC
Messenger RNA from Solanum stenotomum, 1510 nucleotides. RefSeq names its product protein VAPYRIN-LIKE-like. The transcript has a single exon. Lineage: Eukaryota; Viridiplantae; Streptophyta; Magnoliopsida; Solanales; Solanaceae. The record is from RefSeq and is a predicted model, not a curated record. Gene Ontology annotation, molecular function: protein binding. Bases 52 to 1434 code for a protein of 460 amino acids.